GCAGCCGGAGUGACGCGUGGCCGCCGGCACCCGGAGCUCCUGGGCACACGGCAUUGGCAGGGGCCGCUUCGGCAGAGUGAUGACUGAUGAUGAGUCCGAGAGCGUCCUCUCCGACUCCCAUGAAGGGUCGGAGCUGGAGCUGCCUGUUAUCCAGCUGUGCGGGCUGGUGGAGGAGCUCAGCUAUGUAAACUCUGCUCUCAAAACUGAGACUGAGAUGUUUGAGAAAUAUUACGCUAAACUGGAGCCCAGGGAUCAGCGACCUCCACGAUUAUCAGAAAUUAAAAUAUCAGCAGCAGAUUAUGCACAGUUUCGAGGCAGGCGUAGAUCCAAAUCCCGGACAGGUAUGGACCGUGGGGUAGGCCUGACUGCCGACCAAAAACUUGAGCUGGUACAAAAAGAGGUUGCGGACAUGAAGGAUGACUUACGACACACAAGGGCAAAUGCGGAACGCGACCUGCAGCAUCACGAGGCGAUCAUUGAGGAGGCUGAAAUUCGAUGGAGUGAAGUUUCGAGAGAAGUGCAUGAGUUUGAAAAAGAUAUUCUAAAAGCCAUAUCCAAGAAGAAAGGGAGUAUUUUGGCCACUCAGAAAGUGAUGAAAUACAUUGAGGACAUGAACCGCCGGAGGGAUAAUAUGAAGGAGAAAUUACGUUUGAAAAAUGUUUCUCUCAAAGUUCAGAGGAAAAAAAUGCUUUUACAAUUGAGGCAGAAGGAAGAGGUGAGUGAGGCCCUUCACGAUGUUGAUUUUCAGCAGUUGAAGAUAGAGAACGCUCAAUUUCUUGAGACAAUUGAAGCAAGGAAUCAAGAACUGACCCAGCUAAAGCUGUCAUCUGGAAACACUCUGCAGGUUCUCAAUGCCUACAAAAGCAAGCUUCACAAGGCAAUGGAAAUAUACCUCAAUCUGGACAAGGAGAUCUUGCUGAGAAAAGAGCUACUUGAAAAAAUUGAAAAAGAAACACUACAAGUAGAGGAGGACCGGGCCAAAGCCGAGGCAGUGAAUAAGAGGCUCCGGAAGCAGCUGGCCGAGUUCCGGGCACCACAGGUGAUGACUUACGUCCGGGAGAAGAUCUUAAAUGCGGACCUGGAGAAGAGCAUCAGGAUGUGGGAAAGGAAAGUGGAGAUAGCAGAGAUGUCCUUAAAAGGCCAUCGUAAGGCUUGGAAUCGAAUGAAAAUAACCAAUGAGCAGUUGCAGGCAGAUUACCUUGCUGGGAAGUAGCCAGAGGCAGGCCACGGCUUACAGACCACUACAUGACCUAUAAAAGUAAUCAGCUCCUUUCUAGUCACGGGCUCCUCUCACUGUUCCCUGUCUGCCUGGUGUUCCCAACCCCCCACCCAGGCUGCGUAUCAUCUCCUGGGCCACAUCUGCCCAUGGGGAGUGUUUUCACAGCCUGGCCCCUGGAACUGUUACCACUGAAAGAACCACAGGGCACUCUAAUGGUUUGACACUUGUUAGCCAGCAUUUAGUUCACAAGCAUAGUGAAAGUGACCUUCCCACACCUGGGAGAGGGAUAGAGGAGGGAGAGCCAGCCCAGUGUAUGCCAUGGGCUUAUCCGUGGCAGCCCCAGUGUGCAACUAUCAAAAACAGACAUCAAAACAGCAUGGUGAAUGCCUGGCACUCAGCAUUCUCAGUUUACUCUUCAGUUUGGUGGGGUAGCUCCUGGACUAGAUACUGCUGCAAAAGAAAACAAGCACGAAGGAAACCAAGAUGAUUUCUUCGGGCUGAUACAACCUGUUCUGACCUGCAAAAAUCCUACCUUCCCCCACCUCCCCACCGUAAUAGUCAUAGUAUAAGGGUUGUACAGACGCCUCAGGAGACCUGCCUGAUUCCUUUACAUCCUUCUCCCUAACAUCUAGACUAUCUCUAGAGCUGUUUCCUAGUCGUGAAUGCGUGAUGGUCCUUCUUUGUCCCUGCAAGUAUGAUCCAACAUGGCCCAGUUCAGAAUCAGAAUAUGUCUUCUGUGUCAUGGUGGCAUUUGGUCCAUGGUGGGAGAAAGAAAUCAACUUUUCCCAGUGGUGGAGUGAGGACAGGGGAGGGCCGGCCCUCUCAGCCUUGGAUGUGAUCCAUUUGCUGUAGUCUUCCACCUUGGUGUACAGAAACAGGCCAGGGCACGUCUCACCACCGAAGUUCAGGACUCCUCUCAGAACCCACAGAUCGAACUGCUGUAGCUGGCACAUCAUUGGGCUUCCUGGGUCCCCCUGUGAUAAAAGACAGAAGGCUUCAAGUCUUAGAAAAACUAGUUUUUGUUGUAAAUCUAUCCUUGUGCAAUAUACUGUUUGUUCUAGAAAUGUUUUACGCUGGUUCUCACUGGAAAUGGGGCAAAUUAUAGGAUACAAUUUCAAAUCUAGGCAGCCACCACCACAAAUUCCAACAAGAUGACUUUUCCUUUUAUUAUGCAAAUUAGCUGUGGACUUCUGCUGAUUGCCUAUAGCUUCCUGGUUCAUAUUUCAUUUUCUUGCCCCUUUCCAGUCCUUUGGCCAAACCUUCCCUCUCUUCUGGCUUCUCAUUCCUGAAAUGUUGGUGUUUGUUUCUGUUUUGUCCUGAAAUGCUCACAUUUUCCCUUCUCUGCCUUGCUUCAACCCUUAGUGUAAGCCACUUCCUGCCACCUGGCAACUGCUUACCAGCCUGGCUGGCCGUGCUCUGGGUCUUCCCUACUCCCAAUGGAGCAGUCCUCUGGGACUUGGGAAUUCUGCCACAUACACUUUAUCUAACUUAAAGUGACGGAGUAGAAGCUUGGCAUCAUUAGCUAGAUAUGGGACCCUGGCAAGUGACCAAAUCCUCUCUGAGCCAAGGUGGGAACACAGUUAAUGCCUGUAACACGUGCUGAGCACAGCACAGUGCCUGGCACACAGCAAACACUCAAUAGAAUAUUAGCUACCAUCAUCCUGAUGUCGCUAUAAAGGCCAGCAUUUUUCUGAAAAGUUGGGGAAAAUGGGAAAAGCAACAAGGCAACUAGUAGGUAUCACUUACCUUACCUGCCCAGACCCCACACCCCUAGGUCUCCUCUCAAAGGAAUUCCUGCCCCUCCCAUGGCCCAUCUUGGUCCGAGAAGGGGGUGGUCAUCCCCAGGCUAGCCAGCCACUUCUGACCUGUGUGGCCUGCCUGGCUGGAAGGCCCAGGCAAUGACAUGUUGCUCUCGCAGUUUGGACUGAGACAUGGAAUGGGGCCGCAAUUAACAACAGGAAACAAUCUGAACAGACUGAACCACGAGCAGCAGAAAGGCAGAAGAGCAGCCGCUUCAGCCCCUUACCAUCCGAGACCUGGGUGUGUGGUCUGUCUUGGUCACUCUCUCUGUCUCUCUUUCUCUCUUUCUUUCUCUGUCCCCAAGGCUGGAGUGCAGUGGUGCAAUCUUGGCUCACUGCAACCUCCACCUCUGGGAUUCAAGCAAUUCUCCCACCUCAGCCUCUCGAGUAGCUGGGGCUACAGCUAUGCGCCACCAUGCCCAGCUAAUUUUUUUUUUUUUUUUUGAGAUGGAGUCUUGCUCUGUCCCCCAUGCUGGAGUGCAGUGGCAUGAUCUCGGCUCGCUGCAACCUCCUCCUCCUGGGUUCAAGCGAUUCUCCUACCUCAGCCUCCCCAGUAGCUGGGAUUACAGGCGCCCACCACCACACCUGGCUAAUUUUUAUUUUUAGUAGAGAUGGGGUUUCACCAUGUUGGCCAGGCUGGUCUCGAACUCCUGACCUCAUGAUCCACCCGCCUCGGCCUCCCCAAGUGUUGGGAUUACAGGCGUGAGCCACUGCACCCGGCCUAAUUUCUGUAUUUUUAGUAGAGAUGGGGUUUCACGAUGUUGGCCAGGCUGGUCUUAAUCUAACUUCAAGUGAUCUGCCCGCCUCGCCCUCUCAAAGUGCUGGGAUUAGGCAUGAACUACCAUGCCCAGUGGGGUAUUCUCUUUCAAUAAAGCUCCUCUUUUCCAAGGAAGCCACACCAGAACAGAGAUGAAGACCAGUGGGAAAACAUGGGAGCAACUCCGUGGGCAGGCCAGCGGGGAGGCCAUGCUGCAAAGCUGCCGUGAUUCCCUGGUGAUCUCUCAGCAGGCCAAGGCCAGACAUGUGAGGAAGGCCUUGAGGACUUCAUUCUGUGCCUCUCCUUGGAUGGAAGGGGGUGCUUUAGUGUGGCACUCCUGACUUUUCAAUUGACUGGUGAAGAGGCCCUUGUGUGCACCUCACUAUGUCUGCCUAGGUCAUGGGGGCUCCCUGGCCAAGAAUGACGUGGUUCCCCCUUUCAUCAGUCCGAUUCGCAGUUUGUCUUAACUGUAGUGGUAUAGCCAGAGCAAGAAAAAGAAUGUGAUUUAGGACAAAUGAUUGGAUGAGUGAUUGGUAGAUGUCCUCAGCUAUGGCGUGGUUUUGCAGGUCACUGUUCCACCCACCUGGGCACAGCAUAUACGCUUUUUCUCUUCCCCAUAAUCCUGUAGGGGCUGCGACUUCUGAAGCACAAGAGGCAGAGGCGAACAGCUCCAGGUGCCCCUCUGGAGCUACCCUACCUCAUCUCCCAAGGGAGCGGCCACAGCCCAGAGUGGGGUCUUUCAUUUUGUGAUCUUUUCCCUUGACAUUCAGCAAAAGCCCUGACAGUGGUAGAAUAAAGGCAGGAUGGGUGAGUGCAGAGUGAUUCUGCUUUUGUUGGGUUUCAGGGAAACCCAUAGGCAGAUUCUGAACCUGGUGGUUGAUUCUACAUGUGGGAAUUGUGGCUUUGAAGACCUCUGGACAUGAGAACAUAUUUCCAAGACAGAGGAUUCUAUGGGGACGGGUCACCAUUAAAUGGUGUGCAAGCAUAAUUCUGUUCAAAAAUGAAGGCAUGUUUAGAGGUGUGUCACAGUUAAAAACCAACCUGAACUUUGCAGUUAGAUUUUAAAAGAUGGUCAGUUAGAGUAGAAAUAGCUUAGAAUAUUCCAUUGAGUCUAAGAUACAGUUAGAAAUCAACAUCUUUGAAAUUAGGGUGUGUCUUUUAAUCAGUUGAUGUCAGAGUUUAACGGGCAGCAUUUUUUUCUUUCUUGGGAUUACAAAAAAUGAUGGUGCAUUCUAUAAUUGGCAGCAUCUUAGAUCUGAGGAAGUAUGAUACUUGUUUGACGGAAUGGUUGACGGCAGAAUUUUGUUAAAAAGCUAUAUCUUCACUGUAUUUUAACACAUUAUCUAAUUUAAGAAAUUGUUAAGAUCCCCCACCUGGCAGAGGACCCAGUACAAAAUAGGCACUCAAUAGAUGUUACACCAACUUUGGAAGGGCAAACAUAUUUCUUAAUGAGAGGCAGUCCUUCAUGUUUUGCAAUAAAAUGACUUUUAAAAAAAA
This is a messenger RNA of Homo sapiens (human), 5272 nucleotides long. It is a transcript of the gene CFAP263, whose product is annotated as cilia and flagella associated protein 263. The transcript has 9 exons. The record is from RefSeq and is marked validated. NCBI's taxonomy places the organism in Eukaryota, Metazoa, Chordata, Mammalia, Primates, Hominidae. The coding region runs from base 80 to 1213 and encodes 377 amino acids. Gene Ontology annotation, cellular component: cilium; centriolar satellite.